AUGUCGAGGAAACUCUCUUCGACCUCACAGGAGGGAACACCAAUUCAACGUUCGAAUCGACUCUCGACCUUUACUUUCUUAAUCUCUGUCGCAGCUCUCCUCUCAGUUCUUACGACCCCGUUCAUCUCAACUUUCUUUGGUCCCGUCGUACCUCCGUUGGCUGAGCCUCCGGAGUCUGUCAUAGACAAACAAAGCGUGCUUGCUCGAUGUGCGGCACUCAAAGCCGUCCCAGGUCUUGCGCAGAAUUCCUCCCCGAGGGACGAGUCGGACAGGUUCGAAGCUGGGACGAACGCCACCUGGAUUCGCAACGCUGUUAUUUUCACUGGGGAGAACAACGGAACGACGGUCAUUCGCGGGGACCUUUUUCUGGACAAAGGGAUUGUCAAAGGGAUUGGCAAGGUUUCAAGACGGAUGAUCGACAACGCUCCCAAUCUGACUGUUAUCGAAGCUCACGGUGCUUGGGUCACUCCUGGGCUUGUGGACUUGCACUCCCAUCUGGGAAUCUUCAGCUCUCCGAUUUUAUCAGGAGCAGUCGAUUUCGAUUCCACGAAGGGUCCUAUUUUGCCCUGGCUAAGGGCUAUCGACAGUCUCAAUACGCAUGAUGAAGGAUACCGGCUGGCAGUUGCGGGAGGAGUUACGACUGUGCAAGUAGUCCCUGGGGAUAAUAAUCCAAUCGGUGGACAGGCCUUUAUGGUGAAGCUUCGCAAAACAUUGGACGGGUCUUCCUCAUCGAUGAUAGUGGAGCCACCGCUUAAUCUAAAUUCGGUCAAAGCCGAUCGUCUUAAACCAGUUCCUUGGCGACACUUGAAGCAGGCGUGCGGAGAAAAGCCCAGGCGCUAUGGAAAUCGAAUGGACAUCAUGUGGGCAUUACGCUCGGCCUACGGAGAAGCGCGCAAUCUCAUGCAAUCACAAGAUGCCUACUGCGCGAAAGCCGAGGCAGGUUUGUGGGGAUCGGUGAGCGGUGGGUUCCCAGAAAAUCAGAAAUGGGAGCUGUUGGUAGACGUGCUUCGCGGAAAGGUCAAAGUUUCAAGCCAUUGUCAAGAAGCCGUUGAUUUAGAUGCAAUGGUCCGGCUGACCAACGAGUUCCAAUUCCCGAUCGCGUCAUUUCACCAUGCAUCGGAGGGGUGGCUUGUUCCAGAGUUAUUGAAGCGAACCUGGGGAGGUAUCCCCACACUCGCAAUAUUCGCGACUAACCACCGGUACAAACGGGAGUCAUUCCGCGGCUCGGAGUACGCCAGUCGCGUUCUAGCAGACAACGAGAUCUCCGUGGCGAUGACGAGUGACCAUCCCGUCUUGAAUCCUCGUUAUCUCGCAUAUGAAGCCCAACAAGCGCAUUAUUUCGGUCUUCCUCCACAUCUAGCACUUGCUUCUAUAACCUCCGUUCCAGCUGCAGCUGUAGGGUUGGACCAUCGUAUUGGUAUUUUGACAGAGGGGGCUGACGCUGAUGUUGUGUUAUGGGACUCUCAUCCACUUCAGCUAGGUGCGACGCCUGUGAACGUGUGGAUUGACGGGAUAAUGCAAAUCCCGGUGCCAUCCAAGACAGGCGAGAACAAUCAUAUCGAAGUAGGAAAGGGGAAAGAAAGCGAUGAGUGGAGGAGAGUGCCCACCGUUCCCAGUUGGGACAGGGAGCGCAAGGAUGCUAUUCUAUGGGACGGCCUUCCCCCUCUGGAUGGAAAUAAACAAAGCCGGGUUGUUUUCACUAAUGUCAAGAAAGUCUGGAACAAGGAAUCUGAUGGCAACAUCCGAGAAACGCUCGUUCCGGGAGCAAGUGGAGGCACCGUCCUUGUUGAGAAAGGCAACAUAAUCUGCACAGGCGAAAACUGUGUUGAUGUGGCAGCAGAGUCGAAUCUAGUAGAUCUUCACGGCGGCUCUAUCUCUCCUGGCCUGAUGUCGUAUGGAUCUCAACUCGGGUUAGAAGAGAUCGCCAGUGAACCUUCCACCGGCGAUAGCGAGCUACUUGAUGCUUUCAAUGGCAAUCUGCCGAGGAUACUAGAUGACGUUGGCGGCGUUGUACGGGCUGUCGAUGCUCUGAUGUUUGGAACACGAAACGCAUUAACUGCUUACCGCUCAGGUGUAACGCUGGCGACGACAGCACUUGCCAAACCAAUUUUUCUCUCCCGCGGCCAUUUUGUAUCGGGGUUGUCCACGACCUUUGGGACAGGCUCUAAGCACGCGAUGGAAAGGGGGGCCAUUGUGCAAGACGUGGUUGCUCUGCAUGUGGUCCUUGGCAGAUCCAGUCCACUUUUACCAAAGAGCGUUAGCGUUAGCACACAGAUAGCGGCCUUGAGAAGGUUGUUAUAUGGUUGGGUGAGUACAGAUAAGGAGACGGGCAUAUGGUUUAGGAAAGCUGCGGAGGGCGUUGUACCGCUGGUGAUAGAAGUCGACAACGCGGAUAUAAUGGCAUCGCUUCUGAUUUUGAAGGCAGACGUCGAGGACAAAAUUGGAUCCCGGAUGAGGAUGGUUUUCUCUGGCGCCACAGAAGCCCACCUCCUGGCCAAUGAAAUUAGCAAAGCAGAUGUAGGCGUGCUUCUCAAUCCCGCCAGACCUUUCCCUACUGUUUGGGACCAGCGUAAAAUUCUGCCUGGACCUCCCCUGACGAAUGAUACGGCACUAGUGAUUCUGCUUGAACACGAUAUUACCGUAGGUUUGGGCGUUAGGAGCGCAUGGGACGCUCGAAAUUCAGGAUUUGACAUCCAAUGGGCUAUCCUUGAAUCCAACGGCAGAAUUAACGAGCGCAAGGCAUACGCGUUGGUCUCUUCAGACCUCGAAAAGCUUUUGGGAGUUCGAAAUAUCGGGGAGGAUGCGGAUCUAGUGGUGUAUGAAGGUGGUGGCCUCUUCGAUCUCUCCAGCAAGGUAGUUGGCAUAAUCUCUCCCCAGCGUGAAGUGGUAGAUCUUUUCUGA
Laccaria bicolor S238N-H82 is the source of this 2901-nucleotide messenger RNA. RefSeq names its product carbohydrate esterase family 9 protein. The coding region runs from base 1 to 2901 and encodes 966 amino acids. Gene Ontology annotation, molecular function: allantoinase activity. The transcript is spliced from 14 exons. Gene Ontology annotation, cellular component: cytoplasm. Gene Ontology annotation, biological process: purine nucleobase catabolic process. The record is from RefSeq and is a predicted model, not a curated record. Lineage: Eukaryota; Fungi; Basidiomycota; Agaricomycetes; Agaricales; Hydnangiaceae.